Molecule: messenger RNA, 636 nt
Organism: Guyanagaster necrorhizus
Lineage: Eukaryota; Fungi; Basidiomycota; Agaricomycetes; Agaricales; Physalacriaceae
Exons: 2
Coding region: 368-589 (73 amino acids)
Biological process (GO): tetrapyrrole biosynthetic process
Molecular function (GO): uroporphyrinogen-III synthase activity
Source: RefSeq, a predicted model, not a curated record
UUACUCUUGUAUUCUAGUGUCCUCGUGGUAUCCGUCACCAAUAUUAUUUGGUACAAGUCACUCUGGAGACUCUUCAAAGAUUCAUUUUCUCCAUCUUCUCUGCUCGCACAUUUAUAUCAUCCUGCAUGUUACAGCCUCUAGGAAUACCGAUAUCUGCAACAUGGAGAUCCUGUCACACCUUCGCAAAGGAUCAUGGGUUGCACACCUUUAUACUCUUGUGAAUCCGACGUCAGGAAGAAAUACCGAAAUUUGCAUUAAUGAUACAAACCACAUCCAAAUCGCUGGGCCCUGCAAAGGUCUCUUUCCAGUGGUGGUCGACCUUCAUUGAAUUUCAACGGUCACAUUACCCUUCGUGUCGCUGACCGCGAUGACAUCCAGGGCCAACAUUCUCCUCCUUCGCGAACCUACGCCAUCCUCCGACACUGGCCAGGACAGGAAUGGAGCCAUCUUUACUGCAGCAAACAACACGCCUUUCUUGAUUCCAGUGGUCGAGACCGUGUUCUCGAAUAUCAAUGAACUCACAUCCGUAACAGCACAGGGCAAUUUUGAUGGAGUUGUCAUGACCAGCGCACGCUCAUGUGAGGCCUGACACAAGGCAAAUGGUGCAGCCAAGAACGGUACGUGCCGCAUUCACUU